Molecule: messenger RNA, 1530 nt
Organism: Babesia sp. Xinjiang
Lineage: Eukaryota; Apicomplexa; Aconoidasida; Piroplasmida; Babesiidae
Product: Terminal uridylyltransferase 7
Exons: 1
Coding region: 1-1530 (509 amino acids)
Biological process (GO): RNA 3'-end processing
Molecular function (GO): nucleotidyltransferase activity
Source: RefSeq, a predicted model, not a curated record
AUGUACACAGGUCUUUGUAGGAAAUGUGUAAGACUCGAGUGGUCAAAAGUCCUCUACACAUGCUUCGAUAGAUCUGCUCUUGGAUUACUAAACGAAAUUACGUCUGUAGGGAACAGAAAGUUUGCUUACACGAAAUGCAGUAGGGUUGUGACCACAACGGGACCAAGCCGGCCGAACGCUGAGCAACAUGACGACCGAAGCCUACUGCCACAUCUCGGAGAUGAAGCUGUAAACGAGUAUGAUGAUGAAUCGAAUUAUCCUAUGCAUCUCGUUGAUAUCAAUCACAAAAAAAACUGGGGAAAUUACUUCACAGAUUUAAAACGACAAAGGAAUAAUAACGGAACAAAGCCCUUGAAUUUUGAUUACGGACUAAAAACACAUGGGGAACGUUCAGAGAAGGUAUUAUCACCGGGGAAUGAUGAAUAUGCGAAGGGCUCAACGGUAGCUGGCAAGGGCAAAUGUGCGACGCAAGAGAGUAACGCAGAUGCUACAUCGCAAUUGGACCAUAUGACGGCACCUACUCUAAACCCCGAACAGCUAAAGAAGCUUAAUGAGAGUGUUGUGAGUUGCAUAGAGACACAACUGCGAGAACGAUUAAAUUCGAAAUGUUCGGUAGCUGUGUUCGGAAGCGCCAUAAACGGACUUUGGACAGAUGCAAGCGAUCUGGACAUUUGUGUUCAAAUACCAAACGUAACGUCGCGGAGUGCUACCAUACGCAAUCUCCGGCGCAUAGCGUUCCUUCUGGAACCACUCGCGCCUGGGCGCGGAUUCGAAAACAGAUUCACCGCCAAAAUACCCAUACUACACUGGAAAAAUGAAAAGUCGAACAAAAAAUCAGGAAAUCCUGUCAUACAGUCUCUGGGAUGUUCUAUAGAUAUAUCGGUGAACAAUGUUCUUGCUAUCUCCAACUCGGCACUCCUGGGAACAUAUGUGGCUUGCGACCCACGAGUUAGAAGCUUAGUGCUGGCACUCAAAUUAUGGGCCAGGUCCAGGGAUCUUAAUGACAGGUCGAAAGGAACAUUGGGAUCAUUUGCGCUAUCCAUCAUGGUGAUACACUUCCUUCAGCGUUGCACGCCUCCCAUACUAGUGUCCCUGCAGGACCUUGCCAUCUCGGACAACGAACCGCCAAAAUACGUAAGCGGUAUUGAUGUACGAUUCACAACCGACAUGCGACGCAUAAAUGAAGAACACACAUGGGCGACGAAGGGAGUGGAAAACAGAAUGAACGUUACAGAAUUGCUGCAGGAAUUCUUCUACUAUUUUGGCUGGAUUUACACAAAGAACACGCAAAUGCCCAUAUGCAUCCGCAGCGUAGAUUUUCAAUACAUGGACAACCAAUUCACAUUCCGACACAAAUCCACAGGUUUUGAUAUGGAUGAAAAAUUCAUGCACGUCGACAACCCAUUUGAGAUUGGUAUUGAUGUGGCUACGAUAUCCUUUCACCAGCGUAACCGAGUCAUAAAGGAGUUCCGUCGAGCUCACAGUAUACUGAAGUCUGGCGGGAGUUACAAUGAUAUACUACAAGAUUGA